Populus nigra (black poplar) is the source of this 964-nucleotide messenger RNA. RefSeq lists its product as uncharacterized. The record is from RefSeq and is a predicted model, not a curated record. Lineage: Eukaryota; Viridiplantae; Streptophyta; Magnoliopsida; Malpighiales; Salicaceae. The coding region runs from base 82 to 870 and encodes 262 amino acids. The transcript has a single exon.
GGGUUUUGACACACCAACCGAGGAACCACCAGCCCCUCCUAACUCUUCCUCUUCUUCUCCUUCAAGAUUAAGAAAGAAAAGAUGAACCGAGCUAAGCAUCCAAACCUACGAGCCCUGAGUAAGCUAACAGAGUCUCGGAUUCUAAAGAAAAUAACCCAAUUGCUACUCUCAGUUUCAGUGUUCUCCUUGCUUUUAUCUAAUUAUUCCUCUGGGCCUUCUUUCCUUCAUUCCUUGUUCUUCUACUUGUCUACAGUCCCUGUCCAGUUGUUUACCCAUACCUUAGACAAGAACUGCAUCUUCCUCCUCUGCAAUGGACUCCUAGUUUUCGUCGCUAGAUACUCGGGUUUGGCCCCCACUAUUGAUGAUCAUCAGUCUUUCAAGAAGUAUGAAGAUGCCACAUCGGAGUCUAGAAUGCCAGUGCUGCCGGGGGAUGGAUCAGGUUUGGUGGAGAAUGUUGAUGGUUUCCUGCAAGAAAACAUUGCUGUCACGCAAGAAGAUGGGUUCGUGAAUGAUAAUGAUCAUGGACGAACAGAAGAUAGAGAAAUUGAGGAGCUCAUCGUGGGAGAUCGAGAAGAAAAGGAUGAUGACAAGGGAGAUGGAGGAAUUGGGCUCUUGAUUAUUGGGAAAGAAGGAGACCAUGGAAGUGAACUGUCUCUUCAAGGACACGAGGAGGUAGAGUCCUUGAAUGAUGAGGAAUUCCAUGCCACUACUCAAGAAGAAUAUCAAGCAGAAUAUUAUGUCGACGAUGGUGAAGAAAAUGGAGUGCUGAGUACACAAGAGUUGAACGAGAAGUUUGAAGAAUUCAUUAGAAAGACGAAAGAAGAGAUAAGAACUGAAGCUCAACAACAAUAUCUAGUCAUGGCUAAUUAAUUCAUAUUAUCAGCCAAUUAUCUCAUGUCUGUAAACGAUGUAUAAUUGUCUCGUUCUGUUUAAUAUAGACAGCCUUAUUAAUCACAUUAAUCUA